Linepithema humile (Argentine ant) is the source of this 3671-nucleotide messenger RNA. The record is from RefSeq and is a predicted model, not a curated record. Lineage: Eukaryota; Metazoa; Arthropoda; Insecta; Hymenoptera; Formicidae.
UCAGUUUCGUAGUGGAUCACGGUAUAGGAGGAUCGUUGCAGGACGAAGUGUAGCUUUAGAUUUGUAUUACAUAUAAGUUUUUGCUGAUUCAAAUGGAUAGUUAUUAGCGUUUCUGCCUUUAUUGACUACAGUUGUCUUCCCAUAUCAUUUGCGAAAGAAAGCAAAGACUGUUUUUAUGGAAGAUACAACCUUGUAAAAGAUUUUGAAAAUUAUAACGCAUUUGAAAAUGCUGAUAACAUUGAUUUAUAUGUUUGCUACAUAUGUGCAAUCAAAGAAGAUAUCAUCUGUAAAAAAACAAUUACUCAAUAGUUUGAAGGAGGAAGAGUAUUCCAUUUUAUUUUAUGAUGUAUCUCAACAUAAACUUGUAGAAGAAAAGAAAGAAUCGAUUGAGUUAGAGCAAUCAGAUGAUAUAGUUGGAAGUCCUACUGCAUGUAUUACCGUUUCUGACUGGAGGUAUGCAGAAAUUAAAGAAUCAUUAUGGCAACAUGCAGAUAGGGAAUUAUAUACUGUAUAUCCUCAACCCUUGCGUUCAAAUAAUUUGUUUAAGAUUUCAAAUGAAUCUGAACGUAAAUAUCACUUUCUUGUACAAUCUGAGCGUAAAAUUUACCCCCCGGCCUCAUCAAACUUUAUAAAACUGGAAGAUUAUGGUCUAAUUGUAUCGUUCACAACAGAUAAAUCAUAUAUAUAUUUUAUUCUAGAGACGGAUAUUGAUCAUAUAACAAAUUUUUUAAUUACGGUGAUGCAAGGACAAUAUUAUAUUAAUAACGGCUUAAAUUUAAUACGUGUAUUAUCUGUUGUGUCAUCGGAUAAAUCAAUUGUACCAUGUAACAUACCCUGCCUAGAGAAUCAUCUGUCGCAAGAAUGUAAGAUACUUGAUUCUUCAAAGAGUGAUGACUUACAUGAAGAGAAAAAUGUUACUUGUACAAGUACUUGUAGUUCCCCCUUAAAAGAAGUUGAUCUCCCUUUAUCUUCAAAAGAAGAUGGUGCCCCGCUAUCUUCAAAAGAAGAUGGUGACCCCUUAUCGUCAAAAGAAGAUGAUGUCCCGUCAUCUUCAAAAGAUGGUCUUCUUCCAUCUUCAGAAGAAAAUGGUCCUUCAUCUUCAAAAGAAAAUGGUCCUCCCCCAUCUUCAAAAGAAGACAAUCGCCCCCCGUCUCCAAAAAAUAAAGACUCUGGUGAAUCUUCGGACGGGAAAUGUAUGUCUAGUGCUGAGGAAGACACAAUUGAAUCAGAAAUUUUCGAUCGAAUACCUCGAUCAUCAAAUAUACUUGUUUAUGCGGACUGUGAAGAAAACAUGCGUAAUGUAAAGAAUCUGGUAGAGCAUAUAGUAAGUCCAUGGAGAUAUACUGUGUACACAUUAUCAACAAACGAUGCUCACUCGAAUAAUUGGAAAGAUGAUGCCGCUUUAGUUAUUGCUGCCGGCAAUUUUGAUGCGCAAAUUAUUCGUCAACUUGUAGAAUACGUCGUACGAGGGGGUAAACUUCUUGCACUUUGCUCCAACAUGCUGCACACCCUAAUACCAAUAUUUAAGACUGCAGAAGUGUAUGAAAGCAAACUCGUUAAGUUUUCGUACGAUACAUUUAAAAAUAUCGAUAUGGUGCACGACAUCUUUUGCUACCAAGCGUCUCCCGUACGAGCCCGUUUUUCUCAAGGAAAUGAAGAAGCAAGAGCUUCUGAACUAAAACUUCCGGCGAUAAUUGAAGUUAAGGAUAAACAAAAUGAGUCACAUACAUUUAGUGUGAUAGAAUUGGGUAGAGAAGAAACGUGGCACAAUCCAAGUUUAUUGCUCGCAACUCUACCUACCACCAACGGUAAAAUAGUGUUCUCCCAAAUUCAUUUAGAAACAGAUCCAACGCAUUAUGCAACCGAGGAGACGAGUAUCGCUAUGCUCAAAAGGAGUGACAAUGCGCGUUUCGAAAUAGUCCGUCAUCUGUUUAAAAACCAAUUUAAGUUGGACAUAACUCAUGAACCACCUGUAAAAUAUACUCCAGCUUACUUUUUAGGCCUAGUGGAGAAAAAAAGAGAAAUGCUGAAAAAUUUGAAGAGUAAAUUUAUACCGGAUUAUGUGUUAAAAAUGCCGAAAUUAAGCGUCCGGUUUUGCCAUGCCAGAGCAGCAAAUGUACCUGCAUCAUGUACUUUUCUUCCCGUUUUGAUGUAUAUGUGUCCAAUUGGAUUCAAUACCGUAUCAUAUUUUGAUAAUCUCCACACAGAGAAAAUAGGUCGUUUAGUAAUAUUCUCGGAUGUCCUAACGUCGUCUAUGGAUGUAACUGGCACCAAACUCGAACACGGUUUGGCGGUCAUCGCACGACAGCAAACAAAAGGAAUCGGACGAGCCGGUAAUACGUGGCUUAGUCCAAAAGGUUGUGCUAUGUUUACCGUACAAGUUCACAUUCCUAAGGAUUCAUUUCUCGGCAAACGUAUCACAAUUCUACAACAUGUUGUUACUGUAGCAGUUAUAUCAGCUAUAAAGUCGAGACCAGAAUACGAGGAUAUUAAUCUUAGACUGAAGUGGCCUAAUGAUAUAUAUGCCUAUAAAAAGAUCAAAAUUGGUGGCACGUUCAUUUCUACUACGGUUGAAGACUCAUUGUAUAUUUGCAACAUCGGUGUUGGCGUAAAUCUCGACAAUGACGUACCUACAACGUGUAUUAAUAGUCUGAUUAAGUUUUAUAAUAAAAAACAAAAGAAAAACACUCCACUAAUUAAAUACGAGGAAUUCUUCGCAUUUGUAUUUGACGAACUGGAAGAGUUAAUAGAUGAGAUACAAAGCAAACAAAGCCUAUCUUGGUUCCAGACUCUCUAUUACGAAUAUUGGUUGCAUAUGAAUUCAAUGGUUUCGGUAUUAUCGGCACCGCCGCCAUGUAAAGAUGUUAUAAAUGGUACAAUACAGGGAAUCGAUGAUAACGGAUUUUUAUUAGUAAAUAGAUUAGAUGAUAAAAAACCUACUCAAAUACAUGUUCACCCGGACGGAAAUAGCUUUGAUCCUUUAAAAGGAUUGAUAUUGCCGAAACAGAAAAAUUAAAAAUACUAUACUUAUUAAUUGUUGCUGACUAUGUAUAUCUAAAUCAAAAUUUGUCACAUAUACAUAUAAUUACAUGUAUACAAUAUAUACAUAUAUAUAUGACAUUAUGUAUAUUUAUGUAAUAUAAAUAUAUAUGUAUAUACAAAAUGCAUGCUUACAUUCGUACAUACAGAUAUAUACAUAUAUAUAUAAUCCAGUAUGUGAAUGUAUAUACACUAUAUACAUGCAUAUAGAGAUAUAGAUAUAACAGAAACAGGAUAUAUAAUAGAAACAGUGAAAAAAAAUGUAAGAAUAUAUACCACCACGUAACAGACUUGGGAUUGAAAGAAUCAUCUAGUUCAGAAUUUGAUCAAAUACAUAGGAUAAUGCAAAAUCGUUCACUGGUCAUAAGUGCAUAACAAGUGUGUUGUCAUUUACACGCAUUAAUAUCACAUUUAUAUUCUUUUAUUAUUUUUCACCAAUAUAUAUGCAUUUGCAUUUGUAUGUAUGUAAGAUGUACGUUGGUGGGUAUUGUGAUAUGUUCCAAAAAUGUAUGAAGACUGAAUUUUUUGUAUUUAUAUAUACAGCUAUUAUUUUAUGUUUUAUAUUUUUAAACUAUGUGAAUUAAUUGUGUAUACAAAUUGUAAUUUUUUAAUUAAAAACUUUUUAAUUUGCA